Molecule: messenger RNA, 1998 nt
Organism: Rhincodon typus (whale shark)
Lineage: Eukaryota; Metazoa; Chordata; Chondrichthyes; Orectolobiformes; Rhincodontidae
Gene: ptgis
Product: prostaglandin I2 (prostacyclin) synthase
Exons: 10
Coding region: 157-1644 (495 amino acids)
Biological process (GO): prostaglandin biosynthetic process
Molecular function (GO): prostaglandin-I synthase activity; oxidoreductase activity, acting on paired donors, with incorporation or reduction of molecular oxygen; heme binding
Source: RefSeq, a predicted model, not a curated record
GUUUUGCACUGUAUCACUUUGACAGGGCAGGUCAAACCUGUUGCUACUGCGAUUAUAGAAUUAGGCUUGUUCUUACAGCUGAGAUUCAAAAGAUCUGACUCAAAGCACAUAGCAUUACCAGAGAAGGAAGAAAGAAGGAAUUUUUCUGGAAUAAGCAUGUACACUUUGUCCUUCUUUGCACUUUUUCUGAUCAUCAUACUUUUUCUUAAAUGGCGGAGGAUCAGGUUACCAAAUGAGCCACCACUAGAUAAAGGUUUUAUUCCAUGGCUGGGUCAUGCCAUUGCAUUUGGCAAGGAUAGUGCCAAAUUUUUAUUGAAAAUGAAGAAAAAAUAUGGAGAUAUCUUUACGGUCCAAUUAGCAGGACGAUAUGUAACUGUUUUACUUGAUCCUCAUUCAUUCAGUCCAGUUGUGACAGAAUCCGAUACAAAACUGAACUUCACAAAAUAUUCAGCAAUUUUAAUGGACAGAAUCUUUAACCUUCAGUUUCCUGACUAUGAUCACAACAAAGAAAAAGUGUUGCUGAAAAUGCAGUUACAAGGGAAAAGUCUUUCAUCAUUGACACAGGCAUUUCUGUCUAAUCUUAAAACAAUUUUACUGAUUGAUGAAAAUGGAACAAAGAAUGUCUGGAAGAAAGAAGCGUUAUUCAACUUCUGUUUUGAUGUUAUGUUCAGGGCAGGAUAUCUUACGCUGUUUGGAAAUGAGGCUGCUCAAACUGAUGAACAAGAAUCAAAAGUUAAGGAUAGAAUUCAGUCAGCUCAAAUCUACAAGAUGUAUAAGAAACUAGACCAACUCUUGAUAAAAUUAGCUCGCUCCAUGUUAUCUGCUGAUGAAAAGAAUGAGGCUGCCUUGGUAAAGAAAUAUCUAUGGCAGUUGUUGUCAGUGGAGAAUCUAAAGACAAAAGUGAACAGAAGCAGUUGGCUUGAAAGCUACUGCAAUCAUCUACAGGAACUGGGCAUGAAUCAUAAUAUGCAGGAACGAGCAAUGGUACUUCAGCUCUGGGCAACACAGGGUAAUAUUGGGCCUGCAGCAUUUUGGCUCCUAUUGUUCCUGCUGAAACAUCCAGAAGCAAUGUCUGCAGUCCAAGAAGAAGUCAAGAAAAUCUACUGCAAUUGUGUAAUGUCUACUAUUAGUCAGCAAGUUCUUGACAAUACUCCAAUUUUCGAUAGUGUUUUAAAUGAAACUCUGCGGCUGACAGCAGCACCAUUUAUUACUAGAGAAAUUCUCCAGAGUAUGUCGCUGCAGCUUGCAGAUGGCAGAAAAUAUCACCUCCGCAAGGGAGACAGACUUGUUCUCUUUCCUUAUUUAAGUCCCCAGAUGGACCCAGAAAUCUAUGAAGAUUCUGAGAAAUUUAAAUAUGAUCGAUUUUUGAACCCAGAUGGAACAAGAAAAACAGUUUUCUUCAAGGGUGGAAAACAGCUGAAGUACUACAACAUGCCUUGGGGUGCAGGAACCAAUGUUUGUAUUGGACAAUCUUUAGCAACAAAUAGCCUAAAAGUGUUUGUUUCUUUAAUGCUAAAUUGUUUUGAUUUUCAACUUACUGAUCCAAAGGCAGAAGUUCCAGCCUUUAACACAAGCAGAUAUGGAUUUGGACUAAUGCAGCCAGAAAAUGAUAUCAUGUUUCAGUAUAAAGUCAAGAUUGAAUAACCCAAGGAACACAACACAACAGAUAUCACAAUCUACAAUUGUACACAAAGUUUUUAUCAUUUUGGAACUCUCAUUUUUAUUUCCUUGAUGAAAAUUGAUCUCUUCCUGCAAUUGUUUUCCUUUUAAGAAGAAAAGUUGAUGGAUAAUGAUGUUUUUAAAUAAGGUAUUUCUUACUAAAGUGUCAUUAGAAUUCAGGAUGGAAUCUCAGAUGAGAAAUGCACAACAAGAUGAUAUGAAAAUUUGUAAAGAUAAGUGGUUGUGUAGAACUGGAAACAGUUAUAACAAAACACUACUAAACUUUUUUAAAUUAUUCUUGUAUUUUAAUAUUUAAUGAAAAAUAAAAAGUACAAUAUU